GUCCCGUUACGACACACCGUUACGUUAUUCCAAUCAGAAUUACGGGAUAGCGAAAGGAGCGCAAGGAAUCGGUCUCUAAAUAGGUUUUAAUGCAACCACCUGCCGUUGUUAAUCAAAGGAUAUUCGGGUAAUAGCCCCCGUCGUCCUUCACCGUUAUCAGUUGGACCCCCGUUGUUUGUUUAAGUGCGACUCCAUUUUUUCGCGAGUGUUUUCUUCGGUUAUAUAAGUGAGAUUUUGACGGUUAGCAAUCUUAAAGCCAUUUAAGGAGUAUAUUCCUCGCCAAAAAGAGCAAACAAACUAGCGGCACAGCGAUGGCGUCUACUACUAAUGCACCGUUAUCACCUGCAAUUAAGCACUAACAAAAUAACAAAAGCACCAAGUCACAUUAAAAACUACAACACAAAACCCAAAAAUAAACCAACUAAAACACAACCGAAAGGGGUUAACAUGCGAUUUGUUUAGCCACCCAAAAAGGUAUGCUACGAAAAUGUCCAGUGAGUUGCUAGUUACCUGAACGCAACACUAGGUGGCGUCAAAAAAGUGAAAGCUGAGGAAAAUUUUGAGAAACAGAAACGGAAGUGAUAGAGCACACUUGGGCGCCCACACACACACACAUACCCACACAGCACCCUCGCACACACAAAUAUAAUACUCUGUAAUAAAUCGAAAUAAUAAUUAAACGCAAUCAUGGCCAACACAGCUCAGUUAUUGCGUCGCCAAAGCUCCCGGGAUAUAGUCCUCAAAAGCCAGAAGAGCAUCGAUCAGCUGGAAUUGAGGGAACUGCGAGGUCGCCUGGUAACGAAGGAGCAUGGCGUCAGCCACCACCACCACACAUCCUUGCACCACCACCAGCCACUUUAUGGGGCCACCAACCAGGGAUUCAUGUCGGACGCCUUCGACGAGUCCUCGGAACUGGAGCAGGACCCGCCGCCCUUCGGCUCGGAGGCGAGCACCUCGAAGGCCAAGGCCGAGCUGGUGGCCAACGCCUCCUCCGCUGCGGAUCAGCAGGACAUCGUCGAGGGCGAGAAGGAGGGCGAGGAGCGCGAGUCCUGGGACAGCAAGAUCAUGUUCCUGCUGGCCACCAUCGGCUAUGCCGUCGGCCUGGGGAACGUGUGGCGCUUCCCGUACUUGGCCCAGAAGAAUGGGGGCGGGGCCUUCCUGGUGCCGUAUUUCAUAAUGCUGUGCAUCCAGGGCAUACCCAUCUUCUACCUGGAACUGGCCAUUGGCCAGCGGCUGCGAAAAGGAGCGAUUGGCGUUUGGAGCCAGGUGUCGCCGUAUCUGGGCGGGAUCGGGAUCUCGUCGGCGGUGGUUAGCUACAUAGUGGCCCUGUACUACAACACGAUCAUCGCCUGGUGCCUGAUCUAUCUGCUGCACAGCUUCGAGUCGCCAUUGCCGUGGGCCGACUGUCCGACGAGGCUGUACAAGAACUUUACCUACGAUCACGAGCCGGAGUGUGUGGCCUCGUCGCCCACGCAGUUCUACUGGUACCGCACCACCUUGCAAUGCUCGGAAUCGGUGGACCUGCCGGAGAACUUCAACUACCACAUGGCCAUCGCCCUGAUCGUCUCCUGGUUCCUGGUCUACAUCUGCAUGGUGCAGGGCAUCACAUCGUCUGGAAAGAUCGUCUACAUGACCGCCAUAUUCCCCUAUGUGGUGCUCAUAAUAUUCUUCUUCCGGGGAAUCACCCUGAAGGGAGCCGCCGACGGGGUGGCCCACUUGUUCACGCCGCGGUGGGAGACCCUCUUGGACCCGGUGGUUUGGCUGGAGGCCGGCACCCAGAUCUUCUUCUCGUUGGGCCUGGCCUUCGGCGGACUGAUAGCCUUCAGUUCGUACAAUCCGGCCAACAAUAACUGCUACAGGGACGCCAUCCUCGUGUCGCUGACGAACUGCGGCACCUCCAUGUUCGCGGGGGUGGUGGUCUUCUCGGUCAUCGGGUUCAAGGCCACCGCGACCUUUGACCGCUGCACCGAGGAGCGCAACGGGCUGAUGGCCCAGAACAAGACGCACAACCUGCCCAUAUGCGAUCUGCAAACCGAGCUGGCCAAUAGUGCUUCGGGCACAGGAUUGGCCUUCAUUAUCUUCACGGAGGCGAUCAAUCAAUUUCCGGGCGCCCAACUCUGGGCGGUUCUGUUCUUCCUGAUGCUCUUCACCCUGGGAAUCGACUCGCAAUUUGGAACUUUGGAGGGCGUGGUCACCUCGCUGGUGGACAUGAAGCUAUUCCCCAAUCUGCCAAAGGAAUAUAUUGUGGGGGCCCUCUGCUUUUCCUGCUGCCUGAUUUCCAUGUGUUUCGCCAACGGAGCUGGCAGUUACAUUUUCCAGCUGAUGGACAGUUUCGCCGGCAAUUUCCCGCUGCUGAUCAUCGCGCUUUUCGAGUGCCUGUCGAUCAGCUACAUUUAUGGGGUGCGGCGAUUCUCGGACGACAUAGAGAUGAUGACCGGAUCGCGGCCGAACUUCUACUGGAUGUUCUGCUGGAAGUAUCUGUCGCCCUGUGCGAUGGUCACCAUCCUGCUGGCCUCCUUCUACCAACUCCUGACCGAGGGCAGCAGCUAUCCCGCCUGGAUCGGAGCCAAGGGCGCCUCCGAAAACCAGGAGUGGCCCCACUGGUGCAUCGUCGUCGCCUUCUUCCUGAUCCUCUCCUCCAUCCUGUGGAUCCCGAUUGUGGCGGUGCUGCGUUUGUGUGGCAUCAAGGUGGUGGAGGACUCGGAUCCCGCCUGGUUUCCCGAGGCGGAACUAAGGGAAGUCCAUGGCAUCGUGCCCCACGAACCAACCGAACUGGAACGCAGCAUUUUCUGCUUCAACAUGGACGGAACGGAGGGCAUGUGCUGCCCGAAGUAUGGACUUCCAGAGAAGUCCCUCGAGGAGGAGGAGUAGAGGCCCAGAGGAUCCCCGCGGAACAUACACAACAACGACAAUAAAACAGAUCAAAACCAAACCGAAAUAGCAACGGAGGAAAUAUAACGAAUCUCGAUGUAAAUAUGGACAAUAACUAAGCACUCACCGAUGUUAGGCGGCGUCGAUAUCAAAACACUCCUAUAUGGUCCCAAAGACUGUUCGAAGAUAAAACCAAAAACGGAAUCAAAAACAAAUAAAGCAAUGCAGCCACAACAAGGAAAAUAGGAAAAUAGCAAUAGUAGGUAUAAACUCGACGCUGGAUGCGCGGUUUCAUUCAAGCAGAAAGCUAUAGAAAAUCAGAAAACAUAAAAACAAAGGCCGUAAUCAAUGGAAAUAUUUCCGCAUAACUUCAUUACCAUGUGGCCAUAUAUAUAUGCGCGAUUAUUAUUAUUUCCACUGCCUUUUUCUUCUGGGUUUCUUUUUUUGAAAAGAAGAAAAGAGAGAGUGCUGAGUUGUUGUAUGGCCACCCUUAUAGGGUCCACAUAUCCGAUUUCGCUAGCGAAGAGAAACGCACUCUUUGCCACAUCCACGACUUGCUGACUAUAUACGAUAUAACUAUAUACGAUAACUACGCUGUAUUCUAGACUUAAUUGUUUGAUUUGACCAUAUCAUGCGAGCAUGGGGCACCACCUAUAAGAGAUAUAUAACUAUAUAGUGACUCUAUACCUACCACAGCUCAUUCUCUGUUGUGAUCAGCUCGGCUUUCUGUGUUUACUGUUGUUUAUCGAGGAUAAUGUUGCUCGUGCAGGCGAAAUCAUAUCACAUCCGAAACUAUGCUUAAAACUUUGAAAACCACUUUAACGUCUCAGUGUUAUUAUAGAGAAAUGGGAAGGGAGAUAUAUUGGACACGUGUUAUGUUUUGCUCUAAUCGAAAGUUAUACGAUUCAAAUUACUUGUUGAUAACCGAUAUCAUCGCCAUAGCUCUCCACUCCAUUGUACUUAUGAUCUACACACUCGAGAUUAAAUAGUGUAUCCGUAGCUAUAUAACAUAUUAUAUAUUUACAUUGAAAGUAACAUUAACAAAACGCAAACGCAACCGUUCAACUAGGUGGAAAAGGAACUCUAUAUACAUAUACAUAACUGGAGAAGGCAGCUUAGGGUUUAAUGACUCACGAUAUCAUCGCAUUGAAGAACUAUUAUUAUACAAAUAACGAAUAUAUAUAAACAUAUAUUUAUGUGUGUUGAAAUGCAGCUAAUGGGUGUGUGAAUUCGUCUUAAAAGAUCACGUAGAUGUUUUGGGUUUUAUUUUCCAAAGAACAUGGACGGUACUUGGCCAUUUUUAAUAUCGAGCAAAAUAGAAUACUCUUUUAAAUCAAUUCACUCGCCCAAAAAGCCAUUGAUUUCACUGUAUUAUAAAUUCUACAUUUAUUUAUGGUAUAUUUACAUCGAUAUAUUAUAUACAUCUAUUUAGAGCGAAAGGAAAAAAACAUAUAUUAUACAUGUAUUAAGUGUUAUUGAUGUUGACAAAAAAGAAACCCCUACGAAACGAGUUUUAAACCAAAACGAAACAUAUACGACCUUCUACUACCCGAAAAGAACACACAACCCACAGUUUGAAAAAAUCCAAAUGGAGUAUAAUGAAAAAGCAUAAAUAUAUUUACGUCGAAGCAAUAAUUAUAUAUACUCGAGGAGAUUCUAUUAUUAUUACUAUAUUGUUACCAUUAUUUUACUCGCUUUCAAGGGUCUCGUAAUUGAUGUAAAAUUCACUCAUUCGUACUGAACACAUGAAAUGAUGAUAAAGAUAAUACAACGUAUCAUAAUUUACUAAUGUUUAAUUCGCAACUGAUAAACCAAAACGAAAAUUCCAACUAAACGACAAUAAACAAUACAAAAAUUAA
This is a messenger RNA of Drosophila rhopaloa, 4730 nucleotides long. Its product is annotated as sodium-dependent neutral amino acid transporter B(0)AT3. The coding region runs from base 688 to 2871 and encodes 727 amino acids. Gene Ontology annotation, cellular component: membrane. Gene Ontology annotation, biological process: sodium ion transmembrane transport. The transcript has 7 exons. Lineage: Eukaryota; Metazoa; Arthropoda; Insecta; Diptera; Drosophilidae. The record is from RefSeq and is a predicted model, not a curated record.